This is a messenger RNA of Thunnus maccoyii (southern bluefin tuna), 2271 nucleotides long. It is a transcript of the gene plpp2a, whose product is annotated as phospholipid phosphatase 2a. The transcript is spliced from 6 exons. The record is from RefSeq and is a predicted model, not a curated record. NCBI's taxonomy places the organism in Eukaryota, Metazoa, Chordata, Actinopteri, Scombriformes, Scombridae. Gene Ontology annotation, molecular function: phosphatidate phosphatase activity. The coding region runs from base 287 to 1147 and encodes 286 amino acids. Gene Ontology annotation, biological process: phospholipid dephosphorylation; signal transduction; phospholipid metabolic process.
CUCCUCCUGUCAGCCCGCAUUGGAAGACGCGCCCCCUACACCGUGCGUAAAAGGGGCAGACCGAGACGUAGCAACGCGUCCCCUGCAGCUCACCUGAAACACCACAGCACAAAGAGACAGACAGGUACACAGAGGAGCGGAGCCGGAAGAACGAGCAGGUCGACUUAUCCUGAUAGUACUUUUCCCAUUGUAACUCCAAGCGUUUCUUAGAUUACAGCUCCGUCCUGCGCUUUUUUUUUAAACGCGAUUUAUUUAUUCAUGAAAGUGAGGCGGCAUCGGAGGAAACAUGCCAGAGCAAGGAAAGAGGCUGAUUCUAAUCGUGGUGGAUAUUCUUUGUGUCUUUGUUGCGGCUCUGCCCUCAGCCAUCCUGACGCUGAUGUUCAGCCCGUACCAGCGAGGAAUCUACUGUGAUGACAAGAGCAUCAGUUAUCCCUACAGGAGAGACACCAUCUCCCACGGAGCCAUGGCUGCCGUCACCAUCAUCUGCUCCAUAGUCAUUAUCACUACAGGAGAGGCCUACCUGGUGCACACCAAACGUCUGCACUCCAACUCCCAGUUCAACCAGUACCUGUCAGCUCUCUACAAGGUGGUGGGCACCUUCCUGUUUGGAGGAGCCGUCAGCCAGUCGCUGACCGACCUGGCCAAGUUCACCAUAGGUCGUCCCCGCCCAAACUUCUUAUCCGUGUGCGCUCCAGUCGUCUGUAACGGAUACAUGCUGCAGAUCAACUGUACAGGCAACAUGCGCAACGUGACUGAAUCCAGGUUGUCGUUCUACUCCGGCCACUCAUCCUUUGGGAUGUACUGCAUGCUUUUUCUGUCGCUGUAUGUCCAGGCCCGAAUGCAAGGGAAGUGGACGCGGCUGGUUCGACCCACCAUCCAGUUCUUCCUGGUGGCGUUUUCUCUGUACGUGGGAUACACACGCGUGUCUGACUACAAACACCACUGGAGCGAUGUGCUGGUGGGACUGCUGCAGGGAGCCCUCAUCGCUGUGCUCACUGUCAGAUACGUGUCAGACUUCUUCAAGCAGCGCCCUCCGCUCUGCACGCAACCGGACACAGCGGAGAGCGAACACCUUGAGCGCAAACCCAGCCCGCAGCCUCCGGACUCGCAGCACGGGAACCACUACAACUACUCUGGACCUGUAUGAGCACAUUACAGCACACAAUAUUCUCUAAACAACGGCUCUGUUACCAAAGGAUGUGUGACUUAUAAAGAAACAAAAAAAAACAAAAAAAACAACCCACAACGCAGUAACCACUACCAGGACACCAAGAUCCAGACUAGACCUGCUCCCCUCAGACUAUUUUACAGCUAUGAAAACUCCCCUUGGAACAGAAGCUCUGCGGUCUAUGUGGCUUUUUAGUUUGGGUGUGUGUAAAAUAUGCAAAACAUGUGUAGUGUGUUGGUAUGUCUGACAGUGUGCAAUGAAUUUUUUAUCUUUUUUUUUUUUUCUUGAUUCUCUGUUGUGUUUGAAUUCGUGCUGUGACUUAACCGAGGAGCGAGCAAAGACUGCUUAAGAGAUCUGAAAAUUCAAAAACCACCAACCAAAGAUUUCUUCUUUCUGUCCUUGAAUGACAAAACCUUGGAGGUUGAAUGUUUUGUUGCUCUUCGGAGUCCGAUAAAACUGUUGCUAUUAUUCCUACCUACACUGGAUCUACAUUAUAUCUGCCUGUCCUUUUUGACACUUUUAUCAUUUUUCUCUGCAGAUGUCUCCAUAUUUUACUGUUUUUAGAAAAUGUGCAUGUGUAGUGAUGGACUGCUCCAACUAUAUACAUUAUGUAUAGUGCUAACAUUUUUAUUGUGUAUUAUAACUACUGUAUCUAAUAAAUUGUGUAGCUUUUAAAUAAUGUAUUACCACUACUUUGCUGUGAUGUCACAGUGAAACUUUUUGAGUUGGCAACAUCGUUUCUGGACGUUUCCUUAUUAUUUUUUUUUUGUGUGUGUGUAUAUAUAUAUAUAUAUACACAGACAUUUUUUUGCAUUUCAAAUCCAAGAAAGGAUGAACAUGGAAAUGGAGAAGUUAACGACGCAUAUUCAUCAUCGUGAACACAUCAGUUUCCUUGUACCUAAAGUGCUGGUGGAACCACCAUUUCACUGUGUGGAUGGAUGAAGUCUGUCAAGAGCUUAAUACACCUUCAUGGACCUCUUCCUUCCCUCGUUAUAACAUGUGUAACCUAUUGUGAAACUGCAUAUAAUGUAAUCAUCCCUUUCCUUCAGUCUGUCUGUUGUUUUUUUUUGUGCAGUUUUCUCCAUAAAUAUUAGCCGGCCAGA